Molecule: messenger RNA, 433 nt
Organism: Hydractinia symbiolongicarpus
Lineage: Eukaryota; Metazoa; Cnidaria; Hydrozoa; Anthoathecata; Hydractiniidae
Product: histone H2B, gonadal-like
Exons: 1
Coding region: 1-405 (134 amino acids)
Cellular component (GO): nucleosome
Molecular function (GO): protein heterodimerization activity; structural constituent of chromatin; DNA binding
Source: RefSeq, a predicted model, not a curated record
AUGUCUGACGCAGCAGCUAAAGGAGGAAAACAGGCACCUAAAGUAGCCAAGAAAGGUGUAAAAAGAGCCGGCAAAAAAGGAGGAAAGAUUGGUGGAACUGGUGAAAAGAAACGCAAGAGAAAGAGAAAGGAAAGUUAUGCUAUUUACAUCUACAAUGUUUUGAAACAAGUUCACCCAGAUGUCGGAGUUUCAAGCAAAGCUAUGAGCAUCAUGAACUCAUUUGUCAACGACAUCUUUGAGCGCAUUGCUUCCGAAGCUUCGCGUUUGGCUCUUCAAAACAAAAAGUCGACCAUCUCUUCUCGUGAAAUUCAAACCGCAGUACGUCUUCUCUUGCCUGGAGAACUUGCAAAACACGCAGUCAGUGAAGGAACAAAAGCCGUCACAAAAUACACAAGCAGCAAGUAAACCAACGUCUACCAAACACAAACGGUCU